Dunckerocampus dactyliophorus (ringed pipefish) is the source of this 10854-nucleotide messenger RNA. RefSeq names its product receptor tyrosine-protein kinase erbB-4-like. The record is from RefSeq and is a predicted model, not a curated record. The transcript is spliced from 27 exons. Gene Ontology annotation, cellular component: basal plasma membrane; signaling receptor complex. Gene Ontology annotation, biological process: multicellular organism development; positive regulation of cell population proliferation; positive regulation of kinase activity. NCBI's taxonomy places the organism in Eukaryota, Metazoa, Chordata, Actinopteri, Syngnathiformes, Syngnathidae. Gene Ontology annotation, molecular function: epidermal growth factor receptor binding; transmembrane receptor protein tyrosine kinase activity; ATP binding. The coding region runs from base 205 to 4398 and encodes 1397 amino acids.
UGCAGUGUCAGUCUCUCAGUGUCCACAGUAGAAAGCGAUCCAAGCGGCAGUGUGGGAACUAGCAAACAAACACAGCCAAGCGGUGCGUAAAAGGCUGCCGUCCUUUUGGCUUGAUCGUUGCGCGCGGGAGAACGGACCGGGAUAUCUUCAUUGGAGAUGUGAGUUUCAGGACUUUAACAAGACUCGCAGCCCCCGCUCUCCAAGAUGAAGUUCCUCGCCUGCGCCCUCGCCACUUUGCUGCUUGUACGAUCCAGCGCUGCGCAGUCAGUUUGUCCUGGUACAGAGAACAAGUUGAGCACCCUCUCGGACCUGGACCAGCAGUACCGCACCCUGAAGAAGCUGUAUGAGAAUUGUGAAGUCGUCAUGGGAAACCUGGAGAUAACCAGCAUUGACCGCAACCGCAAUCUCUCCUUCCUCAAGUCCAUAAGAGAGGUGACAGGCUACGUGCUGGUGGCCCUGAACCAGUUCGACUACCUGCCGCUGGAGAACUUGCGGAUCAUCAGGGGCACCAAGCUGUAUGAGGGCCGCUACGCCCUCGCCAUCUUCCUCAACUACAGGCGGGAUGGGUACUAUGGACUACGGCAGCUGGGCCUGCGCAAUCUCACAGAGAUCCUGAAUGGGGGCGUCUAUGUUGACCAGAACAAAUUCCUGUGCCAUGCGGACACCAUCCACUGGCGCGACAUUAUCAAGAACCCGCAGGCGGAGCUGCUGGUCGUGCCAUCCAAUAACAGCAACCUGGGAUGCAGACGCUGUCACCGCUCCUGUAACGGACGCUGCUGGGGUCACCAGGACGACCAGUGUCAGACCUUGACGAAGACGGUGUGCGCGGAGCAGUGUGACGGUCGAUGCUUCGGACCGUACGUCAGCGACUGCUGCCACCGCGAGUGCGCCGGCGGCUGCUCGGGUCCCAAGGACACGGACUGCUUUGCUUGCACCAAUUUCAACGACAGCGGCGCAUGUGUGACCCAGUGCCCUCAGCCGUUUGUGUACAAUCCGACAUCAUUCCAGCUUGAGCACAAUCCCAAGGCAAAGUACACCUACGGAGCCUUUUGUGUCAAGAAAUGCCCACAUAACUUUGUGGUGGACCAUAGCUCAUGUGUCCGAGCGUGUCCUAGCAACAAGAUGGAAGUGGAGGAGAACCGCAUCAAAAUGUGCAUUCCAUGUACAGACAUCUGCCCUAAAGUGUGUGACGGCAUUGGGACGGGCAGCCUGCAAACCGCUCAAACGGUGGACGCCAGCAAUAUUGAUAAAUUUGUUAACUGCACAAAAAUCAAUGGCAACCUCAUCUUCCUCAUCACCGGGAUUAAAGGGGACAUGUAUCAUGGAAUCGGACCGAUGGAUCCCGAGCGCCUCAACGUAUUUCGCACUGUGAAAGAGAUCACAGGUUACCUCAACAUCCAGUCUUGGCCCGAGAACAUGACCGAUCUGAGUGUUUUUUCCAACCUGGCAACCAUAGGCGGGAGAUCCCUUUACAGUGGAAGCGGUAUCUCCCUGCUGAUCUUGAAGCAGCGCUGGAUCUCCUCCUUGCAGUUCCAGUCGCUGGAUGAGAUCAGCGCCGGCAAUGUCUACAUAUUCAACAACAGCCGUCUAUGCUUCUACAAUACCGUCAACUGGACGUCACUCUUCCGGACAUCGAGCCAGAAAGUGCUUAUCCGCAACAACCGUGAGCCGAAGGAGUGCACCCAGCAGCGCAUGGUGUGUGAUCAGAUGUGCUCCGACGAAGGUUGCUGGGGCCCGGGACCUGACCAGUGUCUCUCCUGCCGCUACUUCAGGCGAGGCCGCACCUGCGUCGAAUCCUGCAAUCUUUUUGAUGGGGAAGCGCGUGAAUUCGCCAAUGGAUCCGUGUGUUUGCAGUGUGACAGCCAGUGUGAGAGGAUGGACGGUGACGCCAUGACUUGUGUUGGCCAGGGUCCAGACCAGUGUGUGAAGUGCCUCCACUUCAAAGAUGGGCCCAACUGUGUCGAGAAGUGCCCUGACGGCUUGCAGGGCGCCAACAGUUUCAUCUUUAAGUACGCCAAGGCAAACAACGAGUGUCACCCCUGCCAUGCCAACUGCACCCAAGGGUGCAUCGGGCCAAGACUCCAAGAUUGUGUUGGGAUGAUGGACAGGACGCCCCUCAUCGCCGCUGGGAUCAUUGGCGGGCUGUUCAUCAUUGUCAUCGUGGCGCUCAGUGUCGCCGUGUACGUUCGGCGUAAAAGCAUCAAGAAGAAGAGGGCCUUGCGUCGCUUCCUGGAGACGGAGCUGGUCGAGCCCCUGACCCCCAGUGGGACAGCCCCCAACCAGGCUCAGCUGCGCAUCCUGAAGGAGACGGAGUUGAAGAGGGUCAAGAUUCUCGGCUCAGGGGCUUUUGGGACCGUCUACAAGGGCAUCUGGGUCCCAGAAGGUGAGACGGUGAAGAUCCCCGUGGCUAUUAAAAUCCUAAACGAGGCCACAGGUCCCAAAGCCAAUGUGGAGUUCAUGGACGAGGCUCUGAUCAUGGCCAGCAUGGAGCACCCUCACCUGGUACGCCUGCUGGGUGUGUGCUUGAGCCCGACCAUCCAGCUGGUCACACAACUGAUGCCACACGGCUGCCUCCUCGACUACGUGCACGAGCAUAAGGACAACAUCGGCUCGCAGCUGCUGCUCAACUGGUGCGUCCAAAUUGCCAAGGGUAUGAUGUACCUUGAAGAAAGGCGUCUGGUCCACAGGGAUUUGGCUGCCCGCAAUGUGUUGGUGAAGUCGCCCAAUCACAUCAAGAUCACCGACUUCGGCCUUGCGCGUCUGCUGGAUGCUGACGAGAAGGAGUACAACGCAGACGGGGGCAAGGUCGGUAUGCCGGUUAAAUGGAUGGCUCUCGAGUGCAUCCACUACAGGAAGUUCACUCAUCAGAGCGACGUGUGGAGUUAUGGAGUGACCAUCUGGGAGCUGAUGACUUUUGGAGGCAAACCAUAUGACAGUAUCUCCACACGGGAGAUCCCAGACAUCUUGGAGAAAGGGGAGCGCCUACCGCAGCCGCCCAUUUGCACCAUCGAUGUCUACAUGGUCAUGGUCAAAUGCUGGAUGAUUGAUGCUGACAGCAGGCCCAAGUUUAAGGAGCUGGCUGCUGAGUUCUGCAGGAUGGCACGGGACCCCCAACGAUACCUGGUCAUCCAAGGAGACGAUCGGAUGAAGCUCCCCAGCCCCAACGACAGCAAGUUCUUCCAGAGCCUUCUGGAUGAGGAGGACCUGGAUGACCUGAUGGAUGCUGAGGAGUACCUGGUGCCUCGCGGUUUUGACGGAACUCAUCCGUCACACACAGCAAGACCUCGAGUUGACUCAAACCGAAACCAGUUUGGCUAUCGGGAAGGAGGGCCAAACUCUUCAGAGGGUCUCGUGGCCGGGGCCCAGGCCUGUGUAAAGCAGGAAGCCGCCGGGGGGCAGGGUCCCAGCCUGGAAGACCAACGCUGCAACGGGAACCUGCAGAAGAAGAGUCUGAGCCAAGCUGGGGCCGAAGACAAUGGAGGGCAGCGAUACAGCGCUGACCCCACCAUCUUCCUGGGGGAGAGGGUCUCCAGAGACACGGAUGAAGAUGGAUACAUGACUCCUAUGAAGGACAAGAGCUCAUCAGAAUACCUGAAUCCAAUUGAGGAAAACCCCUUUGUCUCGCGGCGUAAAAAUGGGGAGAUCCAUGCGUUGGACAACCCAGGCUACCACAGCACCCCCAGCAGCCAGCCCAAAGCGGAGGACGAAUACAUCAACGAGCCCCUCUACUUCAACACCUUCCAUAGCACAGCUGAGACCCUGCGGAGAAACGGUCUGCCUCUUCCCACCCAGCCGCCCUCUUCCAUCUCAGCCACCACCUCAGGGUCCCACCUCCCACUUAGCAUCCAGACCAGCCUGCCUCACUACCCUAUCCCCACGGCUCAGCCGUCUCCGUCUGGCAUGCCCUGCCACCACGGUCCGCUGACCCACAUCCUCCACGCCCACCACACCAUCAAACCGACAGCACAAGCUAGCAUUCUCGGUGUCGGCCCCACCAGCCAGAGCCAAACAGGAACUACAGCUAAGGCCUCGGCGUGCCAUUCAGGUGUACCAUCCACCGCGGCCCCCGUUGGGCACGCCAGCCUGCCAGCCUACCAGAGCCACAUAGCCUCGCAGCCUGCCAGCCUGCUGAAGCACGGGGGACAGACAGCAGGUAAAGCCACUGGGAAGAAGCUGAAGGUAACCUUUGACAAUCCGGAAUACUGGCAGCACAGCUUGCCUCCCAAACCAUCUGACAGCACCCAGGGCGGGUCCACCAAUGCUAAGCUCUUCUACAAGCAGAACGGACACAUACGGCCAGCAGUAGCUGAAAACCCCGAAUACAUGUCUGAGUUUUCCCUGAAGUCUGGGCCCGUUCUGCCACCUCCUCCCUACCGGCAGAGGAAUACCGUGGUGUAGAUUGAUCCGCAGCCUCUAGAAACCUCUGCAGUAACCCAACCAGAGCCUCCACAAACUCCUACCGAUCCAUUCUGUUCAUCGUAGACUGUAGCAACAUACCGAGGCGGAAAGACCCAAACCGAGCAGAACGAUAUCUACAUUUCUAGGGACUGCCAUCCGAGACACUGGGAAUGUGGAGGACGCAUCAUGCUGUGGACAUACGGUCAUUUCCAGCAAAACACACGGCGUCUGAACCCAUCACCAGCCGCCCCGCUGUGUCACUUGGAAGAGCAGAACAAGAAUGUUUUUUCCUUUUUUCAAUAUAAAUCGAUGUGGCUGACGGUAACCUACGAAGGACUCGAAAUGUGUUUUUUCUCAGCUACAAAGAGCAAUUAGUAUCUAAUGGAGGAAACAAGUCUGAAAAGCCGAUCAAUCCCGCUCAUAUUUAUACAGUACUGUAGACUUUCUUUCCACAGGUUUGGUGAUAAACUGUAACUGUGCUACUGUGACAACAUUUACAUUUACACCUAUUUUCCUCCAAAACACGAAAGGUCAGGUGCCGGCAUCCUGUUUUGCGUGUUGAACCGCCCUGAAAGCAGCAGAAAGAUUAUAUCAGACAAAGCUGUGUAAAAAUCGCCUGAUCUGAAUUUGGAAAGAAAUGGUAGAAAUAAUUUAGCACUAUAUUUUAGAGCCAUGCCACACCACAACCAUGUCAGAUCCAUCAUUGGUGUUCAAAAACCUCAUUACGAGGUAAUAGAGCCACCUACGUUCUACUUGCCAAUCAUGCUGUUUUGAAAGAAAUACUGUGUGGGAAAAAGUGUUUGCCCCCUUCCUGUUUUCUUAUUUUUUGCAUGUUUGUCACACUUAAAAUUUCAGAUCAUCAAACAAAUGUAAAUAUUAGUCAAUGACAACACAACUCAACACAAAAUGCACUUUUUAAAUGAAACUUUUUAUUAUUAAGGGAGGAAAAACAUCCAAAGCUACAUGGUCCUGUGUGAAAAAGUGAUGGCCCCCUAAAGCUAAUAAGUGGUUGGGCCCCCCUUAGCAGCAACAACUGCAAUCAAGCGUUUGUGAUAACUUGCAAUGAGUCUCCUACAGCGCUGGGGAGGAAUUUUGUCCCACUCAUCUUUGCAGAAUUGUUGUCAUUCAGCCGCAUUGGAGGGUUUUCCAGAGUGAAGUGCCUUUUUAAGGUCAUGCCACAGCAUCUCAAUAGGAUUCACGUCAGGACUUCAAGGUCAUCAUUUUGUUUUUCUUCAUCCAUUCAGAGGUGGACUUGCUGGUGUGUUUUGGAUCAUUGUCCUGCUGCAGAACCCAAGUUGCUUUCAGCUUGAGGUCCCCAACAGAUGGCCGGACAUUCUCCUUCAGCACAAUUCAUGCUUCCAUUUAUCACAGCAAGUCUUCCAGGUCCUGAAGCAGCAUAACAGCCUCAGACCAUCACACUACCACCACCACAUUUUACUCCUGGUAUGAUGUUCUUUUUCUGAAAUGCGGCGUCACUUUUACGCCAGAUGUAUUGGGACACACACCUUCCAAAAAGUUCAACAUUUGUUUCGGAAGACCACAGAUUAUUUUCCCAAAGGUCUUGGGGAUCAUCAAGAUGUUUUCUGGCAAAACUGCCUUAAUGUUGUUUUUGUUCAGCAGUGGUUUUUGUCUUGGAAGUCUGCCAUGGAGGUCGUUUUUGCCCAGUGUCUUUCUUAUGGUGGAGUCAUGAACACUGACCUUAACUGAGAAGUGAAGCCUGCAGUUCUUUAAAUGUUGUUGUGGAUGAGUCAUCGCUGCACUCUUGGGGUCAUUUUGGUUGGCCGGCCACUCCUGGGAAGGUUCGCCACUGUUCCAUGUUUUGGCCAUUUGUGGAUAAUGGCUCUCACUGUGGUUCACUUUAGAAAAGUUUAGAAAUGGCCUUAUAACCUUUUCCACUUGAACUCAGGUGUGAUAAACCACAUCUAAGUCAUGUUUUAACGGUGGGGCAAUCACCUUUUCACACAGGGCCAUGUAGGUUAGGAUUUUUUUCUUCCCUCAAAAUAAAGAGUUUAAUUUAAAAACUGCAUUUUGUGUUCAGUUAUGUUGUCAUUGACUAAUACUUAAAUUACUUUGAUUAUCUGAAACAUUCAAGUGUGAGAAACACGCAAACAAGAAAUCAGGAAGGGGGCAAACACCUUUUCACACCACUGUAUAAUAAAUUAAAAAUAAUAUAUCAAUAUAAUAAUAUAUCACGCCUCACAAAAGUGAAAAAGUUAAUAAAAGGUGGUUACCUAAUGGAGGACAUUUUCAGUACCUUCAUAAUACGUACUUUUUUACUGUUAAAGUGAAAAAUAGAACUUUAUUUUCUGUAAGAAAUUCUAAAAAAUGUUGGGCAACGGGCUGGAGAAGGUUCACAUCCAGAAGACAAGAUCAGAAUUACUCAUGUUCACACAGACCUGGGAAAAAAAUGAACGAAUGACUGAAAACGCUGUGCAGUGGAUCCCCGCACAUUCGCGAUUCGGCACUUGCGACGCUGCAAAUUGGCAGAUUUUUGGUCAACACAUUUUUAUUUUCUAAAAAUAAGCCAUUUUUUUCCACAGAAAAAAGUUGGUAAUAAUUUAUAAAUACAUGAUAAUUAAGGUCAAAUGUACAGCCAGUGUGUACCAGCCCACAAUUAUUACAUGUUUAUGUCUGUAUGCUUCACUCAUCAUGUUUUUUGCCAAGCACUGAGAUGUCACACUUUGUUCGGCAGUCCUUGAACGCACCAUAGUAACGUGAAGCAAAGCAAAAGUGAAAAGUUUUUGUUAUAAAUUUGUUCCAAAAGGUCAGACAGAAACCGAAACGUAUGAAAACGGAAGCAAUUUUUCUCGUACGAAGUCCAAUUAAUCCAUUCCAAACCCCCAACAAUAUGAACAAAAUGACAUUUUAUCGAGAAUAAUUAUAGUGUUCCAUGCAGAAAACAAAAUGAAAUGCAUAUAAAUGGCGAAUGAUAUGGAUAAGUGGACAUGUAACAUGACUUGUACCCAUGACUUGUAUGGUAAAGACGAGUGUGCCACAAGCAGACACUUUUAUGGCCGUCUCAAUGACUUGCGUUUUUUUCACCAUUCGCUGGCAAGUCUGGAAAUGGAACCCAAGCAAAAUAAGGGGAUCUCCUGUAAUAUGCAUUCCGGGCCACAAGUUGGCAUUUUAAAACAACACCACACACGCCAAAUGCUUGUCUUUUGCGUGUUAUCCAAAACUUUUUUUACUGUGAUGUGCUCAUAACAGGCUCAACGCAUGCACGUUCUUCAUUUUUCAAGAUGAACAUUUUUCUGUUUCCCAGCCGCCGUUGGUGCUCCAUCAUACAGCCUUCCCAGGGCGCUGAAUGGACCUCAGCUGGUCUGUUCAGGUUGUCUUUGAAGACGUUGUGCCACCCAUCUGAGCGGGCUUUAUCAGUUCACGCUUAACGACUAGAUAGGACGGUUCUAGUCUGAGGGGUUGGUGCUUUCUUAACGACUGUCGUUUUGCACCACAAAAGUGUGAAACCGUUCUCGUCUGGCUCUAAUAACAUUAAAAAUCGCAUUCAAAAGGUCAAAAACAGGUUUUUUGUGCUCUACUUACAAAAAUAUUUGACUUAUAAAUAAUAAAAAUGUUAUUAACUUAUCACAGUCGGGUCUGGAACCAAUUAACCGUGAUAAACGAGGGAUUAGUUUAUUCACAGACACAUCAAACAGCCAUUAAUUAUUCCUUCUUCUGCCAAGUCAUACACAACACGUUUGCCAGAAAAGGCAACUCACAGCUUGCCAAGCAACGACGUUUCCCCCUCUGAGAUUCCGCUUUGUCGCCGAGUCGUCAUCACUGGGACGUCCUGGCUGUGUUUUCUUCCUUCCAGGUUGUUUAUUUGUGUGUUUUAAUAUACGUGCUGAAAUGGCAACCUCCCCGUGACGCGCUUGGAUCAAACUGGUGGGGUAGAAAGACACGACUUCUUCCAGAAAUAUCCAACUUGUUUAUCUGCUCGCUCACCACUUCAGAACCCCAAGUACUAACAAAGAUCAGUGGCUCCACGUCGGCCAAGAGUUCACCAAGGAAACACUUUUUUGAGGGGGUGACCGGCUUCAGGAAUAUAUUCUAUUUCAAGUGUGUGUGUUUGUUCCAAACAGUAGUCAUAAUGUUGCUUUGAUGGUGUCAUGAUUAUUUGAUGAAGGAGUAUUUUGUAAUCCCUUUUGGAGCUGCAAACUCAUUGAAAUGGAGACAGUAUUUAAUGUCGGCUGUGAAAUAUUUAUAGCACGUUUGAGCUUGUUUAUGUGGUGCAAUGGAAGCAACUGCCAAAUGCGGGUUUUCAAGGAAAGAAAAAAGGGGAUGAUGGUGAUAAAAAGGCACAUCUACAUGUUUGCCCCAAAUCAUCAGGCAGGCAAAGUGGAUGUUUUGAAUCAAGAGGGAGGCCGAGGACGCUGCCGGCUUGACUUGUUGUUUGAGUCGGGAAGGCUGCAAGUUUGCACGGAAGCGAUCGUUUUUCUCUCGUGUGCAUUUCUUGUUUCCAGACAGAUACCUUCUACUAACCUCACUGCCACGCCUCCUUCUUUCUCUCCUUUAUACCCUGUAAUCCCCUUUCAUGUUUAUCUCCUUCUCUGCUCCCUGUGCGCCACGGGAUCCGUCACAAAACGUGAUUUCAUUUACGUUUGGUGAUCUCCGCUUCUGUGUUUCCUUUACGCUACGUGUUAUCAGUCUGAUGUGAUUUCCUUUCAUGUUUCCUCUACCAGAUCCUCUCCUUUACAUCAUGUCCGCCCCUUCCACGGUCUGCUUCCCUCUUGCGUACAUGCCAUGGGAUGUCCUUCCAUGUUUCCUUGCCACCUUUUAUGGAUUACCAUGUGUUCUAUUUCUUUAGCUCUCAUGGUCCCCUCCUGUGGUUCACUCAUGCCAAGUGAUCUUCCCUGCUUCCUUAACGCCACAAUAUCUUAUCUAGCACAUUACAGUCAAACUUCGCUUUUCCUGGAAAAUUUUUGCCUCGGUUUUCAAACUAGUCCAUUUCUCCUGUAAUGUGUCCUUAGGCUAAAUCGAGUGCCUGGACAAAGCACCCUACGCGUUGCUGACUCACCGUCCAUGCAUUUAAAAAAUAUAUAUAUAUUGUUAAAUAACCUGCCAUGGGGCCCAAAAAGUUUGGGAGUGCGAGCAGUUUGAUAAAGAAGGUGAGAAACACUAUUGAAUUCCAUCUCGCCAGGAUGUACAGGAAGUCUGCAUAAAUAAUUCGUUCCAUUCCUUCAUUGUUUAAAAUUAUUUUCCAUCCAUCCAUCCAUCUUCUCCUGCUUAUUCGAGAUCAGGUCGCGGCGGCAGCAGCCUAAGCAGGGAGUCCCAGAUUUUCCACUUCGUCCAGCUCCUGCCGGCGGGUCCCGAGGCGUUCCCAGGCCAGUUGGGAGACAUAGUCUCUCCAACGUGUCCUGGUCUACCGGUCAGACUUGCCCUGAACAUCCGGGAGCCCCCUCAUCUGGCUCCUCUCAAUGCGGAGGUGUAGCAGUUCUACUCUGAGCUUCUCCCGGAUGACAGUGCUUCUCACCUCAUCUCUAAGGGAGAGCCCAGCCCCCCUACGGAGAAAACUCAUUUCGGCCGCUUGUACCCGCAAUCUUGUCCUUUCGGUCACUACCCAAAGCUCAUGACUGUGGAUGAGCAUUAGGGACGUAGCCCGACCAGUACAUUGAAAACCGAACUGUAUUUUUGGCAAUAAUUUUCAUCGAAAACCGAAUCGUACGAAAAGCGAGAUACCACUGUAUAUCUGUAAUCUGGACUUCUCAGUUUUGUGUGUUAUUUAUCCAAUCCAUGAGGUGUUCUGCUGUUUAUUUCACGUGAACUGUAAUUGCACAAAUCACUGCUGACAAGUUGAUUUUCCGUGUUUAAAGUAUAACUGUACAGAAUUGUUGGGGUAUCUAAUGCACUUCAGAUGUGAAUAGUAUUUUUAUAAAAGCACUGAAAUAAUGGCCAACAAUGACAAAUUGUAAAUAGGGACGGUGCUGCUUUGGAUUUCUACGCUCUACUUUUUUCCUCCUGCUUUCAUCUGCUGCACACACACACACACACACACACACACACACAGACACACACAAAAAAGCGACCUGUCGUACGUAUUUGCUUCAUGUGAGUGCACCCUUUUUGACAAACGGAGGUUUGGAUUGAACAUGCGAGCUGACCCUUCUGUAAACAUCGUGCCUGCCUUUGUGUGAUGUUUGUUAGUUGGCAGUGGGCGGGGCUUCCUGUCAUCACACUGAUCCUAUCUGCUCUUUUUCUACCGAAAGUCUUUCUGAGCCAAGUCCGACAUCUUCCUCUUUUGAUUGGCCCGGGACAACCUGUUUUCUCUUCUGCAUGCUUCUAGUGGGGACAGAGCCAAGAGAGGCCUUUGCCGCUAGCGUUGCCCCUUUAUCCUCUCUGUGUUCUUUGCAGACCAUACCCAAAGCUUUGUACCAUAGAAGUACUGUUCCUCAUGUUUGUUACAUGAAUCUGUCAAAAGUAUAUUUUUAAUUUAAUAUAAAUAAAGAUGGAUUCUGUAAA